This is a messenger RNA of Mercenaria mercenaria, 1621 nucleotides long. RefSeq names its product N-alpha-acetyltransferase 10-like. The transcript has 7 exons. The coding region runs from base 113 to 682 and encodes 189 amino acids. Gene Ontology annotation, biological process: N-terminal peptidyl-glutamic acid acetylation. Gene Ontology annotation, molecular function: protein-N-terminal-glutamate acetyltransferase activity; protein N-terminal-serine acetyltransferase activity. Lineage: Eukaryota; Metazoa; Mollusca; Bivalvia; Venerida; Veneridae. The record is from RefSeq and is a predicted model, not a curated record. Gene Ontology annotation, cellular component: NatA complex.
AAACAAGUCGCUACAUAAUUAGGCUACUGAAGUCUACUCCCGUUGCCGAGAACGUGAAAGCAAACUAUUAUUUUUUUUGAUAAUUCAGGGGCUCAGUGAAUUAUUGUAGAAAAUGAAUAUUCGAAAUGGAAAGCCAGAAGACUUGAUGAAUAUGCAGCAUUGUAAUUUACUGUGCUUGCCAGAGAAUUAUCAGAUGAAAUACUAUUUCUAUCACGGCUUAUCCUGGCCACAGCUGUCAUAUGUUGCUGAAGAUGAGGCUGGGAAAAUUGUGGGCUAUGUUUUAGCCAAGAUGGAAGAAGAUCCAGAAGAUGUACCACAUGGACAUAUAACAUCACUGGCUGUGAAAAGGUCCUACAGAAGGCUUGGACUAGCCAAGAAGUUGAUGGACCAAGCAUCACGUGCAAUGGUGGAAUCCUUUGAUGCCAGAUAUGUCUCUUUACACGUGCGGAAGAGUAACAGAGCAGCUUUACAUUUAUACACAGAAACACUUAGAUUCCAGAUAAGUGAAAUAGAGCCAAAGUAUUAUGCAGAUGGUGAGGAUGCCUAUGCUAUGAGGAGAGAUCUAUCAGAAUUUAAAGUAAAUGAAAAAGAGAAGGAGACUUGUGCUAUGGCACUGGAACAAGCGAAGAAAGCUGAAAUAUCAACUGUUACAUCAAAUAUGGAGAAAGUGACUGUAUCUUGAUACAUGUAGUUGUGAUAGGAAACAUUUAGUGUGUGGUCCUGAUUGAAAAAUUGUGUCUAGCUUUCUACAUACUUACAGAACAAUGGGACAGAUGUUUCAGAUAAAAUGUUAUUGCGUAUUUAAUUCACAGUCUGCAAAGAUUAAGUAUAACUGAAAAAGCUUAUUGUGAAUAGUGCUUGAGGUACAUAGCUACAUUCUAACAGACAUUUUCGGCACCAUAUAAAAGCAAAUUAUUUUUCUACAUUGAUGCGUUUGAAGUAUAGUUGCAGAGGUACUGGUAUAACACCUGGUGUGGUUAUUAGAACGGAUAAAUCUAUAUUUGCAUGAGGGCAUAGCCUCACUGUAUUCAAGGGAACUUUUACAGUUUUUUUCUAUGCAUAAAUUUCACCAUGGAACAAAUCUGUGUGUGUUUAGGAGUGCUUAUUAAAAGUUUUUUUAAGUCUGAGCAUUUUAUGUUCUAAACAGUGGAUGAAGUGGAGAGUGUGUUGUUAACUAGAAAAACAAAUUACACAUUUAAAAAACCCAAAAAGUGUUGAUAUGCCCUUGUCUGGAAUUAAAAAAAAAUGUAUAGCUCCAUAUGGAUACAAUAUUACCUACCCCCUGCAUAGUAUUGGAUGUUUGGUGACAAAAAGAGUACAGUGGGAGGCUGCAUACAGUGAUCACCUGCCCUCUGUUUUGUUAUAAAAUAUCUACUAACAAGAGCUUGAAGACCUGUUUCCUAUAUUUAUUUUAUACACAUCAUUUUAACUUUUCAUAAAAUGCUAUAGUUUAAUUCAAACAAGUGAAAUUUCGUACUUAUCAUCACUAUUUUGAAAUAUUUUAAGAUCUGUAUGUUAAGGAUUAAAGUUUUCAUGUUUUGUCGAUCUUUGCUGUACAUGUUUGAUAUGUUCUGUUUUAUACAAAUUUAAAGAAAUAAAUUAUGCAUAAACUAAAAAAAGA